Messenger RNA from Aspergillus sclerotioniger CBS 115572, 2643 nucleotides. Its product is annotated as PA and RING finger domain protein. The transcript has 2 exons. NCBI's taxonomy places the organism in Eukaryota, Fungi, Ascomycota, Eurotiomycetes, Eurotiales, Aspergillaceae. Bases 1 to 2643 code for a protein of 880 amino acids. The record is from RefSeq and is a predicted model, not a curated record.
AUGCGCCCACCACGUUUGCUCCUUGUCGUUUUCUGCCUCAUCUUCCUUCCUAUCCUGCUCACAUUCUUUUCGGCGGUCACAUCUUCACCUCGGGUAUCCACGCCCAGUUCGCUCGCGGGUCGAGCAACGGGACUGCAUGCCCUUUUCUCCUUCAACAUCCCCUCGUCUCUCUUCCCGCCAUCCGCCAUAAUCAGCCUUACCGAUGAUAACUCGACCUUUUUCUUGGCCCGACCUGCAGCGUUUGGCCCUUUGCUUCCGGACAAGGGACUGAGCGGCCAACUAUGGAUCGGUAGCGGCUUUGGAGAACGAACGGCGGCUGGAGCGGAAGGGGAGUUGGGAUGCUCAGAUAUCCCGGGUUGGGGAGAGGGCGAUAGCCCGAAGCCGGGUGCGGGCGCAGAUAACGCACUGGGGAAAUCAGGGUCUACUCCUGGCAAUGAACCGACCGUCUCACAAGGCCAUCGACAUGCAAAUCCCCAGCCGGAUGCCGACCUCCAGCACGACUCCAAAACCAAAACAACAUCCCCGUUGACGAACGACGGUACGGAUGAUCAUCUCCACCAUCCUCUUCCCGAGUCAAAAGUAUCCGAUCCGGGGAGUAUAGAAAGGCACGGGGAGCACUACCCUAACCGGCAAGCUGCACAUGCGGAUAUUCAAUCCUUGCAGGAAAGCGCCGAGAUCGACGGCAAAGUCGUCCUACUGAGUAGGGGCGGCUGUGGCUUCUUGGAGAAGGUCAAGUGGGUCCAGCGACGUGGAGGUAUCGCUCUGAUUGUGGGGGACGACACUCGAGGAGGAAGCCUCGUCACCAUGUAUGCACGGGGUGACACAUCCAAUGUGACGAUCCCCGCCUUGUUCACCUCCCACACCACGGCACAUCUGCUGUCGUCCUUGGUCCCUCCGCAAGGGGAGGACUCGGGCGCAGACGAUGGAUCUGGACCCCACACUAAGAUUUCGAGUCACGGCAGCACCGGCAAGCAACGCAUAGACGCAACAGCAACUACCUCCGUCAUUCCGUCACCCACCUCCAGUCACAAGGCCGUGACUCAUGACAGCGCGGUUCCUGCGAGACCGAAGUCCGGGUUCUUCCACGCCCUGCUAUCGUUGUUCGGUCUCGGCAACCAUGGUGGACCCGCGUGGUAUCCACCGGAAGACAGCCGUCGCCCGCCAAGCAGCGGAAACAUCAACUGGAUUCUCCUAGAUCAUUGGGACGACCAGGAGCCGUCCCAGGACGACGUUGAGCGCAAGAGCUCCCGGACAAAAGCCGACGGGGCAGCCGAAAACCACAAGAAAUCCGGCGCGCAGUCGAGCAGUACGGACGGCGAUGGAUUCGUUAUCGGGGUGCAGGACUGGCGAGAUCCAGACCUCGUAGUUCCGAAGGGCAGCGCCCUUCCGUCACCUACCAGUACCACCGAAACAGACGGCAGCAAAGUGCAGACUAGUGUUAAGGGAUCGCAUCCCACGUCCGCUACCUUAAAGGGUGGCAGCAUCACUCCAGGGAGUGGGGAAUAUCGCACCGUGGAGAAGUCCAGCAUCGAGAAGGAAUCGAAGAUGAAGGACUUUGGUCGCAAACCUCCGCUCGAGGAUGUAAAGAAAGGAUCCUCUUCCCAGCGGACCAGCUGGUUUUCUCGGCAUUUCCUUUGGGCAACGGACGAUGAGCCGGAUCUCAACCCAAGUCCCCGCGUUCACGGGCAGAUGGCCGAAGACCAGGAACUCCACGAAGCGACUUCUCAGAGUCGCCAGGGCGUUAAUGCAGCAGAACAUGACGGCUUAUGGGUCACACUAACGCCAACAAGCAUGUCGACAAGUCCUUUCUUUGAUACCCUGCUCGUCCUGGUCGUCAGCCCGUUGCUCACAUUGACCGUUGUUUAUGUGCUUUUGUUGCUGCGGUCUCGUAUCCGGCGGAGACGGUGGCGCGCCCCAAAGUCUCUCGUUGAUCGCCUUCCUGUACGAACCUACCAUACUAUCACAACUUCUUCCUCCGGGACCAGCUCUCCACGAUCCGUCAGCCCUGGUCCGGUGUCGCCGACUUCGCCAUUGUUGGGCGCUAAGAGUCGUUCGGGACGUGCUCGACUAGCCUCCCGGUCCCAACAGGAAUCACAUGCCAACGAAGCGACGAGUGCAUCGAAGAUGUCAUCAUCGCGGAAGGAGAAGUCUGGAACCUCGACUCUAUGGCGACGGAAGUACACCGGUCGACAAGUUGAGUGCGUGGUGUGCCUGGAGGAAUAUGUUGAUGGGCAAAGCAGGGUGAUGAGUCUGCCCUGUGGCCAUGAGUUCCAUGCGGAGUGCAUCACGCCUUGGCUGACAACCCGCCGGCGAACCUGUCCUAUCUGUAAAGGCGACGUGGUCCGGUCAAUGUCUCAGAACAAAGCUGCAGAGACCCACGAGUCAACAGAGCCUUCGAUUGAGGAUGAAUACCGCCACGACUUGGAUUCUCAGCAUAGCGCAUCGUCGGCGCCGGUGCCGAUCGCCGGGGUGAGUGAGGACGAAACGUCGGACCUCGAGCGUCAUGCUGGAUCCGAGGCGGGCCUGGUCGAGGGACAAGCAUCGUCGGCGCCGCCGAGUUGGAGGAACUUUGCAGCUCUGAGUUACUCUGCUCUUAGUGGUGAUACGAUCUGGCAUCAGGCUCAGACGGAAGGCAGCCGGUGA